Molecule: messenger RNA, 489 nt
Organism: Sipha flava (yellow sugarcane aphid)
Lineage: Eukaryota; Metazoa; Arthropoda; Insecta; Hemiptera; Aphididae
Exons: 2
Coding region: 1-489 (162 amino acids)
Source: RefSeq, a predicted model, not a curated record
AUGGACCAACAUCAAAAUCAAACAGAAUGCGAACAGGAUAAUGCAAUCAAUGCAUGCAGAGAAGCGAAAAAAGAAGUCGUGCAAACAAAUACUAAUUGUCCACAAACAAAUACCCCAGCCAAAUCAAACUGUGCAAGACUCGAUUCAAAAUGUUGUACUUUAUCACCAGUUUCACCAGGUCCUGUUGCUCAGUACAAUCCUUGUGAAAAAAUUCAAUACUGCACCAAAAGACUAUGUAAAAACGAAAAAAAUGAAUGUGGAAAAUCUGAAUUAACCGAUUACGGCAAAGAAUACGCAUCAAAAACCGGAUCUUUAAUUAAAAAUUGCUUAUGUGUGAAACAUAAUGGCCUACAGGAUACAUGUAAACAUCCUGGUUGUUGCACCAAAAUUGGAUGUUUGGAUAAUCCGUCCCCAACUUGCCCACCAGGAAAGAAAUGGAAAAAUGAUUAUAAUCGAAACAAUAGAAGAACAGACGAAUGUUUCGAUUAA